GCGCGGGGGCGGAGCAGCCUCCCGCGGGCUCAGGCUCGGCCCCUCGUGUGGGGCGUUGGGAGCGCCUCGUGGAUACCCCUGUGCGCGGCCCGGGAACGGCUGCGGCCGGCUGCGGCUCUGUGGCGUCGGAAGCUUCCUCUCAGCCUUUCGGCGCCGAGCGGGGAAGAAGCGGCUGCGCAGGGGAUGAUGCCACAGUUGUCUGGGGGGGCUGGUGCGAAGGUGGAAGGCGUGUCCCCAGCCUGCAGUGGGGUAAAAAGAGACCCUGGACGGUUGUCCCAGAUUUUACACAUCAUGCCCACUCUGCCUCUUUGUCGGCGGUGGCAGUGAAUAACAGAUACGUGGUCACUGGGAGCAGAGAUGAGACAAUCCAAAUCUAUGACAUGAAAAAGAAGGUGGAACACGGGGCACUGCUGCAGCACAAUGGCACAAUAACCUGUUUGGAGUUCUAUGGUACAGCGCAUCUACUGAGUGGUGCUGAAGACGGACUCAUUUGUAUCUGGAACACAAAGAAGUGGGAAUGCCUGAAAUCCAUCAAGGCACAUAAGGGGCACGUGACAUCUCUUUCUAUUCAUCCUUCUGGGAAAUUAGCUUUGUCAGUAGGAACAGAUAAAACACUAAGAACUUGGAAUCUUGUGGAAGGACGUUCAGCCUUUGUCAAAAACCUGAAGCAAAAUGCCCACAUAAUUAAAUGGUCCCCUGAUGGAGAGAAAUAUGUGACUGUGAUAAUGAAUAAAGUGGAUAUCUACAAACUUGACACAGCUUCAAUCACUGGCACUAUCACAACAGAGAAGAGAAUUUCUUCACUUAGAUUUAUUACAGAUUCUAUCCUUGCAAUAGCUGGAGAUGAUGAAAUGAUAAGGUUCUACAGCUGUGAGUCUCAAAAAUGCCUGUGUGAAUUUAAAGCUCAUCAAAACAGAGUAAAAGAUAUCUAUAGUUUUGAAAGGGAAGGACAACACGUUAUUGUUACCGCAUCCAGUGACGGUUACAUUAAAGUGUGGAAUCUGGAUCUUAAUAAGAUUAAAGAUGUGCCAUCUUUACUGUGUGAAGUCAAUACCAAAGCUAGGCUGACAUGUCUUGGAGUAUGGCUUGACCAAGCUUCAGAAACUAAAGAAAACUCUGAUAAUGCUGCAACAUCAUCUCAAGCAAACGAAAAUGAAAAAUCAUCAAUAGUCAAGAAAAAGAAAGUUUGUUGGACUGGUAAAAGUGAUGAAACGGCCAAAAGAAAGAGAAAGAUUACUCCAGAGAAGCAAAAAUUGAAAGCUCCACUGCAAAAGAAGAAAAAGAAACGGAAUAGCUCAGCAUGAAGGCAGCUACUUUCUCUCCUGAAUAAAAAGUAAAUGCCGGUGUUGCUGAAGUUUUUUGUAAGGCUUUAAACCUCUGAGAGGACUUCUGUGUCUAAACUGAUCUGUUGUUUGAAAUAAUGAAUGUUUUUACCCCAAUAAACUGACUGACCAUUCUGGGGAGUAGCAAAAGAGAUGGCAGUUUUUCCUAAUUGACUGAAGCAAAAAUAUAUGAAUGGUAUUUAAUGUUUAUAUGUUUUCUAUUAACAGUAGCAAAUGGUUUUUAACCGUCUCUGAAAAAGACGCUGAAACAAUAAAAACAGCUGCCUCUG
This is a messenger RNA of Colius striatus (speckled mousebird), 1612 nucleotides long. It is a transcript of the gene PAK1IP1, whose product is annotated as PAK1 interacting protein 1. Bases 381 to 1304 code for a protein of 307 amino acids. The record is from RefSeq and is a predicted model, not a curated record. Gene Ontology annotation, molecular function: protein binding. Lineage: Eukaryota; Metazoa; Chordata; Aves; Coliiformes; Coliidae. The transcript is spliced from 10 exons.